Molecule: messenger RNA, 9204 nt
Organism: Petromyzon marinus (sea lamprey)
Lineage: Eukaryota; Metazoa; Chordata; Hyperoartia; Petromyzontiformes; Petromyzontidae
Source: RefSeq, a predicted model, not a curated record
GUGUGUGUACGUGUGUGUGUGUGUGUACGUGUGUGUGUGUGUGUGCGUCCCUGUGCUCGUGUCCCAGGCUCGUGGUGAACGCGCUGGAAGCUCUGGACGGCUGUUACGCCAUCGCUCCACCUGGCGAGAGAGAGAGGAGCAAGCAGACGGCGCUGGAGCUGGCCACCACGAUGCUCUCCAUGCCGGCGCCGCCCGGCGUCCACCAGCAGACCAAGGUGCUGCUGGCCGGCCUGCACAGCAGCCGCAACGCCUACCACAGCCACAAGGACCAGGCGCUCCUGCGCCACGUGGUGGGAGCGCUGAGCGGUGCGGGUGGCGGUGGCGGUGGCACCGGCGCCACCACCGCCACCGCGGCGGCGCGCGAGGAGGCGCUGGACCCGGAGACGUUCCACCGCGUGGUGGUGACGGCGCGUGCCGUGGCCACCAUGCGGCCCGCAAACCUCGUGCGCUACACGGACAUGGGGGGCGCCGCGGCCACCGCCACCGCCGAGUCCGCCGACGACUCGGCGGAUGAGAGGGCGACCCUCGGCGGUCCUGGUGGAGUCGGAGGAGGAGGAGGCAGCAGCGAGCCGGCCUUCAUCACCCAGCUGGUGGACUGCUUCUGGCGCCUGCACGCGGCUAAACCCCGCAAUGCCUUCCUCGCUCCCGCCUGCCUGCCCGGCCUGACCCACAUGGAGGGCACGGUGAACGCGCUGGUGGAUGUGGUGCACGGCUACUCGUCGUGCGAGCUCGAAACCAUUCCUCUCGCCGCACGGCUCUACCUGCAGAUGCUACUCUGUCCUGACCCGCAGGUGAGCUUCUCGUGCAAGCAGGCGCUGAUCCGGGUGCUGAGGCCGCGAAGCAAGCGGGCGCAGCUCUCCACCCUGCCCUCGCCCCCACGCAGCAACACGCCCACGGGAGACAAGGAUGACGAUGACGAGGAGGAGGAGCAGGAGGAGAAGUUGCUGCUGCUGCUGCCCACACUGCAGGGGCAGCAGCAGCAGCAGCACGGGCGCAUCGGCGGCGCUGCCCACGUGGGAGCGGGCGCCUCAGGGAGUGGGGCAUCGCGAGGGAGCGGUGGUGGUGGCGGUGGCGGUGGUGGUGGUGGUGGCCGUGGCGGCCGCGGCGGUGGUGGUGGCGGUGGCCUGCCCCAGCAGAGCAGCUCUGAGCAGCCCGAGCCAGAGCACGGGGACUUCGAGAUGGUGCCGGAGGGCAUGGUGCUGGAGGGCGGUGCUGACGUCGUGGCCGCCGGCGCCGGAGAGUCGUCCUUGGAGGCGCUGCUGGCCGGGGCCGAGGGCUUCCCUCCGACGCUCGACAUCCCUCCGGACGCGGACGACGAGACGAUGGUGGAGCUGGCCAUCGCGCUCAGCCUGCAGCAGGACCAGCAGGCGGGCGGUGGUGGCGCCCUGCGCCUGCAGAGCCUCGUGCUGCCCGCACAGACACAGAGCUCCUCGUCGCUGGACGCGGGCACACUCUCAGACACCACCGCCUCGGCGCCAGCGUCCGAUGACGAGGGCUCCACUAUGGCUACGGACGGCUCCACGCUGCGCACCUCACCGGCUGAGCCGCACGCCGGCAGCGCAGCCGGCAGCAGCAGCUCGGAGAGCGGGGGCAGCGCCGUGGGCUCCGUCGCCGGGGACCACAACGUGUCUGGCCGCAGCAGCGCGUACGGCGACGGCGCCGCCGAGGGCCCGGCCCGUGGGCCGGGCAGCGUGACGUCCAGCACGGGCGCCGUCAGCACCACCAUGGGCCACCAGGAGGGCGACGGCUCCGAGGGGGAGGGGGAGGCCGACGGGGACCUGGGCACCACCAACCGGCUGCACAUGGUGAGGCUGAUGCUUCUGGAGCGACUGCUGCAGUACCUGCCGCAAGUUCACACAGUGGGAGGGGUGCGAGCCAUCCCCUACAUGCAGGUGAUCCUCAUGCUGAGCUCGGACCUGGACGGCGACGAUGAGAAGGACAAGGGGGCUCUGGACAACCUCCUCACGCGCCUCGUCGCUGAGCUGGCCAUCGACAAGAAGAAGGACGUAGCAAAGAGGGCCGAGCGGACCCCUGCUAACGAGGUGACGCUGGUCAUCAUGCGUCUGCUCAGCGUCUUCAUGUCGCGUACCAAAGCCUCCUCCUCCUCCUACAGGGCAGCCUCCAAUGAGCCCGCCCAGCCCCCGUCCCCACCGUGCACGGCAUCGUCCCUCACCUCGAGCGCGACGGCAAGUGCCCUCCUCGCCUCCGGCGCCGUGGAUCACUGCCUGCUCGUGCUGCGCACGCUGCUCGAUUUCUGGCGAGGGCUGCAGCCGGACGACGACGCCGGCGGCGCCGCCUCCACCGCCUCCUCCGCCUCCUCCUCCUCCUCCGCCGCCUCCUCGUCGUCGUCCGUGGGGGGCCCGGCGGCCGCGGGCGGCGGUGGGGGCGGAGGAGGAGGGGGGGCGACGUCGGCCCAGCUGCUGCGGCCUCACACCACCGCACCCCCGCCAGACAUGAGCCCCUUCUUCCUGCGGCAAUACGUGCGGGGCCACGCUGCGGAUGUGUUUGAGGCCUACCCGCAGCUGCUCACAGAGAUGGUGCUGCGGCUGCCCUACCAGAUGAAGAAGACCGCUGACGGAGACCCCUCGCUGCCGCAGCCGGCGUUCGACCACGCGUGGUUCUACUACUUGUGCGAGUACCUGAUGACGCAGCAGCAGACGCCAUUCGUGCGCCGUCAGGUGCGCAAGCUGCUCCUGUUCAUCUGCGGCUCGAAGGAGCGCUACCGGCAGCUGCGCGACCUUCACGCGCUGGAGUCACACAUGCGCUCCGUGCACCGCCUGCUGGAGGAGCAGGGCCUGCUGGCGCGGGGCGGCGGCGCCCCCAUCGCGCUGGCGAGCGCCGCGACCCUGGUCGGGCAGAGCGGGCAGAGCGGGCCGGCGGGCGGAGGAGGCGGAGGGCCGACGCUGCAGUACGACACGCUGGUGGGGCUGAUGGAGCACUUGAAGGCCUGUGCUGAGGUGGCCACUCAGCGCACCGUCAACUGGCAGAAGUUCUGCUUGAAGGAGGACACUGUGCUCUUCUUCCUGUUCCAAGCGAGCUUCCUAUUGGACCCGGGCGUCUCGCCGGUGCUGCUGCAGCUCCUCACCAGCGCGCUAUGCGGAGGAGGAGGCGGAGGAGGAGGAGGAGGAGGCGGAGGAGGAGGAGGAGGAUCUGGGAGCGUGGGUGGUCGCUCCGCUCCACCACCUCCACCACCACCACCGCCACCUCCUCCUCCCCCUACCGUUCAGCAGCAGCAGCAGCAGCAGCAAGGCGGAGCGGCGGGUGCCCGAGGUCCCGGAGCACGGAGGGAGCGUAGGGAGGAGAAAGAUGAUCCCGUCGACGCCACCGCAGCGUUGGCCGCAGGGUCGCCGCCGUCGUCGGCGGCCGCCUCCUCCCCGUCGCCCGGCGGAGGCGGCGGAGGCGGCGGAGGCGGCGCGCCGGCGCCGCCGCUGCCGCCGCCGCCGGGCGAGGAGGAGGGGCGGCUGAGCGCGCUGCUCGCGGCCCAGGUGAACGCUCUGGCCGACCGCGAGACGCUGGGGCGCUUCGUCCGCAGCUUCCUGCUCGAGUCCAACGCCACGGCCGUGCGUUGGCAGGCCCACGCCCUUGUGCUGCACAUCUACCGCAACUCGACGCGCUCCCAGCAGGAGUCUCUCCUGGACCUCAUGUGGUCCCUGUGGCCCCAGCUGCCCUCCUACGGCCGCAAGGGGGCCCAGUUCGUCGACCUGCUGGGCUACUUCUCGCUGCGCGCACCCCGCGCCUCGGAGGCCCGCCUGCGGGCCUACACCCGCCUGGCCGUGGGGGUCCUGCGGGCCCAAAACGUGGCCCUCGCUCGGCACCCCACGUCGAGCAUUUACACGGCGCUGGCCGCCCUGGUCGACUUCCACGGCCACUACCUCGAGAGUGAGCCGUGCCUCGUGUGCAACAACCCCGAGGUGCCGUUUGCGAACAUCAAGCUGUCGUCCAUCAAGGUGGACACGCGCUACACCACGACGCAGCAGAUCGUGAAGCUGGUGGGCAGCCACACCAUCAGCAGGGUCACCAUCAAGGUGGGCGACCUCAAGCGCUCCAAGAUGGUGCGCGUUGUCAACCUCUACUACAACAACCACACCGUGCAGGCCAUCGUCGAGCUCAAGAACAAGCCUGCGUGCUGGCACAAGGCAAAGAAGCUGACGCUGACUGCCGGCCAGACGGAGGUGAAGCUGGACCUGCCGCUGCCCAUCGUCGCCUCCAACCUGAUGGUGGAGUUCUCCGAGUUCUAUGAGAACCACCAGGCCUCGGCAGAGACCCUGCAGUGUCCCCGCUGCAGCGCCUCCGUGCCAGCCAACCCCGGCGUCUGUGGCAACUGCGGCGAAAACGUCUUCCAGUGUCACAAGUGCAGGUCCAUCAACUACGAUGAGAAGGACCCCUUCCUGUGCAAUGCCUGCGGCUUCUGCAAGUACGGCAAGUUCGACUUCACGCUGUACGCACGGCCCUGCUGUGCCGUGGAUCCCAUCGAGAAUGAGGACGAUCGCAAGAAGGCGGUGACGAACAUCAACAGCCUGCUGGAGAAGGCCGACCGCGUCUACCACCAGCUGAUGGCGCACCGGCCACAGCUGGAGGAGCUGUUGGUGCGCAUCAGUGAGGCAGCUGCUGACAACCCCACGGACGACUCCGUCAGCGGCGGUGGCUCCAUCGCCUCCUCCACCUCCAUCACCGGCUCCUCCACCUCCUCGUCCGGCGCCGGCAACGCGGCCGCGGCCGCCGCCGCCGCCGUGGCGGCCGCGGCCGCCGUGGCGGCUGGGCCGGGAGGCGGGGCCGGAGGCGGGGCCGGAGGCGGGGCUGGAGGCGGGGCCGGAGGCGCCUCCGCCGCCUCAUCCUCCUGCGUGAACAAACACAUCCAGGCGCUGGCGCACAAAUACUGCGGGGAGUGCCGGCUCGCCUUCGAGGGGCUCUCUAAGAUUAUACAGAAGGUGCUGGCAUCGCGCAAGCAGCUUGUGGAGUACGACCUGCAGCAGCGGGAGGCCGCCUCUCGCUCCUCCCGCGCUCCCUCCGCGCCCCCCACGCCCACCGCCUUGCCGCCCUCCACGGAACACCCCCUGCCGCCGGCGACGCCGACGCCGGCGUCGCCGACCGCGGCGGCGGCGGCGGCCGUGCCGGUGGCGCCGGCGCCGGCGGUGGCGGUGCAGCAGCGAGUGAGGCGCUGCUACGGAUGCGCCUCUGCCGUCACGGAGCACUGCGUGACCCUGCUGCAGGCGCUGGCGACCAACGCGACGAUCCGAGCGAUGUUGGUGUCCCAGGGACUCAUCGGGGAGCUCUUCGGCUACAACAUUCGACGUGGCACAGCCGCCAUGCGACGUAACGCACGCAGCCUGCUGUGCCUCCUCACCCGGGACGACAAGGAGGCCACCCAGCACAUGAACGAGCUGAUUGUGUCGCGCGUCGCCUCCGCCAUCAGAGGGCACUGGACCAACCCCGACAUGGUGAACUGUGUUAAUGAGAUGAUGUUGCUCACCGACUCCAUCUCCUUGGAUGAUCAAUGCUGGGAGGAACGCCUCCGCUGUGUCAUGAGCCUCUUCCUGAUGGCCGUGAGGGUUCAGUCCCCGCUGGUGGUGGAGAGCGUCUCCCUGCCCUGUCUGCGCAUCCUGCAGCGCCUCAUCCGGCCCCAGCCGCUCACCCGCACCAGCGCCAAGGAGAGCACCCCAGAGUCUCGCUGCUCGGUGCGGCCCUACAGCAGCGAGCUGCACGCUCAAGUGGAGCCCUGGCUUGCUGCUGAGCCAGGGGCCUCAUUCCUCGCGUGGAGACGCAGCCUGCCUGCCCGUGUGGCUGAGGGUGGUGCUGUGAGGCCUGGGGACCGUGCGGCAUUCCGGUGGCGCUUCCUGGCUGAGAAGUACCUCUGGCGUUGGCGGCUCGCCAUGCAGAGGGGGGGGCACUGCACUCGCCUGCCCCCCAUGGAGCUUCAGCUGGGGCACAACAACUGGCUUCGUCAGAUCCUCUUCACGCCGUCGUCGCAGGCCGCCCGCCAGGCUGCCUGUGCCAUCGUCGAGGCGCUGGGCUGCUUGCAGUCACGCAAGCAGCAAGUGCUGGACCUGCUCACCAGCUACCUGGACGAGCUGAGCUCAGCAGGGGAGUGUGCCUCCGAGUACCUGGCCCUCUACCAGAAGCUCAUCCGCCCCUCCCACUGGAAGGUUUACGUAGCGGCACGGGGCGCCCUGCCACGCAUCGGCAACCUCAUCACCAAGGAGAUAGCUCAGCUGCUGGCGCUGGAGGAGGCCACCUUGACCUCCGACCUUCAGCAGGGAUACGCCCUCAAGAUGCUCACAGAGCUGCUGUCCUCCUUCGUGGAGGCCGAGUCCAUCAAGCGACAGUUCAAGGGUCGCCUCGUAGGCACGGUGCUGGACGGCUACCUGUGCCUGCGCAAGCUGGUGGUGCAGCGCACCAAGGCCAUCGACGAGACACAGGACCUGCUGCUCGAGAUGCUGGAGGACAUGACCACGGGGACGGAGCUGGAGACCAAGGGCUUCAUGGCCGUGUGUAUCGAGACGGCAAAGCGCUACAGCCUGGAUGACUACCGCACGCCCGUGUUCAUCUUCGAGCGACUCUGCAGCAUUAUCUACCCGGAGGAGAACGCUGUGAGCGAGUUCUUUGUGGCGCUGGAGAAGGACCCCCAGCAGGAGGACUUCCUGCAGGGCCGCAUGCCGGGCAACCCGUACAGCAGCGCGGAGCCGGCCAUCGGCCCCCUGAUGCGCGACAUCAAGAACAAAAUCUGCCGCGACUGUGACCUCGUCGCCCUGCUGGAGGACGACAGUGGCAUGGAGCUGCUCGUCAACAACAAGAUCAUCAGCCUGGACCUCCCUGUUGCUGAGGUCUACAAGAAAGUUUGGUGCCCAACAGCGGAGGGAGAGGCCAUGCGCAUUGUGUACCGCAUGAGGGGACUCCUCGGAGAUGCCACGGAGGAGUUCAUCGAGUCCCUGGACACAGCCGCAGACGAGGAGGAGGAUGAGGAGGAGGUUUACCGCAUGGCGGGAGUCAUGUCCGAAUGCGGGGGGCUGCAGGCGAUGUUGACGCGCCUCGCAGGCGUGCACGACUUCAAGCAAGGCCGGCAGCUGCUCACAGUGCUGCUGAAGCUGUUCAGCUUCUGCGUCAAGGUGAAGGUGAACCGGCAGCAGCUCGUGCGGCCUGAGAUGAACACCUUGAACGUGAUGCUGGGGACCCUCAACCUGGCGCUGCUGGCUGAGCAGGAGGCGAGUUCAAGUGGAGGCGCCGCCGUGGCUGAGCAGGUCCUCGCCAUCAUGGAGAUCAUCCUGGACCAGGCCAACGCAGAGCCUCUCACGGAGGAGAAGGGGAGCCUACUGCUGUCGGGCGACCAGGAGCAGCUGGUGAUGCUGCUGGAGCAGAUCAACUCGGCGUUUGUUCGCUCCAACCCGAGCGUGCUCCAGGGGCUGCUCCGCAUCAUCCCGUACCUCUCCUUCGGCGAGGUGGACAAGAUGCAGAUUCUCGUGGAUCACUUCCAGCCGUACUGCGACUUUGACAAGUACGACGAGGAGCACAGCUCGGAGGAGAAGACCUUCCUCGACUGCUUCUGCAAGAUCGUGGCGGGCAUCAAGAGCACGAGCAACGGGCGCCAGCUCAAAGGGCGGAUCCUGAACAGCGGCGUGGUGCAGAGGGCGCUGGCCUACACCGCACGGCACAUCCCCAGCGCCAAGAAUCUGGAUGCUGAGGUGUGGAAGAAGUUCCUGGGUCGCCCGGCACUCCCAUUUGUGGUGCGCCUCCUCACGGGACUGGCACAGCAGCACACCCCAACUCAGGCCCUGAUAGGGGCCGAGGCGAUCCCCCUGCUCCACACACUGGAGCAGGUGUCCAGCGAGGAGGGCAUCGGCACCCUCGCCGAGAACCUCCUCGAGGCUCUCCGUCAGCACCCCGGCGUGCGGAAGAAGAUCGAGGCGGCACGCAAGGAAACUCGCGCACAGAAGAAGCGACUCGCCAUGGCCAUGCGGCAGAAGGCGCUGGGCACGCUGGGCAUGACGACGAACGAGAAGGGGCAGGUCGUGACGAAGGCGUCAAUCCUCAAGCAGAUGGAGGACCUCAUCGAGGAGCCGGGUCUUAUCUGUUGCAUCUGCAGAGAGGGCUACAAGUUCCAGCCCACCAAGGUGCUGGGCAUCUACACGUUCACCAAGCGCGUGGCACUCGACGAGUUUGAGUGCAAGGCGCGCAAGCAGCAGGGCUACAGCACGGUGUGUCACUUCAACGUCAUCCACUACGACUGCCACCUCGCCGCCGUGCGGCUGGCGCGUGGCAGGGAGGAGUGGGAGAGUGCGGCUCUUCAGAACGCGAACACAAAGUGUAAUGGACUGCUGCCACUGUGGGGGCCCUUCGUGCCCGAGUCUGCCUUCGCCACAUGCCUGGCUCGACACAACACGUACCUGCAGGAGUGCACGGGCCAGCGGGAGCCCACCUACCAGCUGAGCGUCCACGACACCAAGCUACUGCUCCUGCGCUUCGCUCUGGAGCAGUCGUUUAGCUCCGACACAGGCGGCGGUGGACGCGAGUCCAACAUCCACCUGGUGCCCUACAUGGUCCACACAGCCCUCUACGUCAUGAACACGACCCGCGCCGUCUCUCGCGAGGAGAAGGCCGUGGAAGCGCUGUUUGCCGACGGCGGUGCCGGCGGUGCUGGCGGUGCUGGCGGGCGCGAGCGCUGGGUGGAGAGCUCCUUCGAGGUGGAGGGGCCCCUCUACCUGGCCGUGAUGGCGCUGCACGUGGUGCCGCCGGAGCGAUGGCGUCGCCACCGCGUCACCGCCCUGCGGAGGCUCCUCGUGGUGGCGCACGCCCGGCACGUCGCUCCUGGGGGCGUGGCACGCCUGGCGGACAAGACGGAGAAGGACUAUUCCAUCUACAAGCACGCUCUGCUCUUCUGGGGCAUGGUGGAGCUCCUCUACGCCAUGUUCAAGAAGGUGCCCCCUAGCACUGCGGAGGGGGGCUGGUCGUUUGCCCUAGCGGAGUUUGUGCGUCAGGGCGACGUGGCGCUGCUGGAGGCGUCCGAGCGGGCCCUGCGUACCCUGCAGGACCACCUCAUGGUGGCUCACAGCUUUCCGGCCUUCGCACGAGCGGCCGGAAUCCUGGAAGAAAUCGAAAACCCGGACACCUUCAUCCAAGACACCCUCAACUCCCUGCCCUGACACACAGACCCACACACAGUGGCACACACUGACACACACACACAGUGAUACACACACACACUGACUCACA